Messenger RNA from Danio rerio (zebrafish), 1260 nucleotides. It is a transcript of the gene hs6st3b, whose product is annotated as heparan sulfate 6-O-sulfotransferase 3b. The record is from RefSeq and is marked validated. Gene Ontology annotation, molecular function: heparan sulfate 6-sulfotransferase activity; sulfotransferase activity. Gene Ontology annotation, cellular component: membrane. Lineage: Eukaryota; Metazoa; Chordata; Actinopteri; Cypriniformes; Danionidae.
AUGAAUGAUAAACCCAACAAAUGGAUUUUUAUCCCAAUUUUAGCCAUUCUUUUUGUCAUGAUUGGGUACCAGUAUGUUUGUCCGGCAGGCGGUCAGGCUUGUCAUUUCAGGACUGGAGACAAACUCGUGAGGAUCGCUCCUCUGGCCACCCCGGACCCAACCACCGACGACCUGUACCGAGAGCAGGACCCGGAGGAAGACAACCCGCCUAAAUGCGCAUCCAAAUUCAACUUUACGGAACGCGACCUGACGCGCGAUGUAGAUUUCAACAUCAAGGGAGACGAUGUGAUUGUGUUUCUGCACAUUCAGAAGACGGGAGGGACCACAUUUGGCAGGCACCUGGUCAGGAAUAUUCGCUUGGAGCAGCCGUGCGACUGCAAAGCGGGACAGAAGAAAUGCACGUGCCACCGGCCGGGUAAGCAGGAGUCCUGGCUCUUCUCGAGGUUUUCCACGGGCUGGAGCUGCGGGCUGCACGCGGACUGGACGGAACUGACCAACUGCGUGCCGGUGAUUAUGGACAAAAGGCAGCCUCCAAAGCGCAAGAGGAACUUCUACUACAUCACCAUGCUGCGAGACCCAGUGUCCCGCUACCUGAGCGAAUGGAAGCACGUGCAGCGCGGAGCCACCUGGAAGACCUCGCUCCACAUGUGCGACGGCCGUUCGCCCACACAGGACGAGCUGCCCACCUGCUACAACGGUGACGACUGGUCGGGGGUCACCCUACACGACUUCAUGGACUGCCCUUCAAACCUUGCCAACAACAGGCAGGUGCGCAUGCUGGCUGACCUCAGCCUGGUGGGUUGCUACAACCUCUCCACCAUGAACGAGAGCGAGCGAAACCCCAUUCUCCUAGCCAGCGCUAAGAGUAACCUCAAAAACAUGGCUUUCUACGGCCUGACCGAGUUUCAACGCAAGACGCAGUACCUGUUCGAGCGCACUUUCCACCUGCGCUUCAUUUCCGCCUUCACCCAGAUCAACAGCACGCGGGCCGCUAAUGUGGAGCUGCGGGACAACAUGCGCAGCCGGAUAGAGCAACUCAAUAUGCUGGAUAUGCAGCUGUAUGAGUUCGCCAAAGACCUCUUUCUGCAGAGAUAUCAGUUCGUCCGUCAGCGCGAGCGGCAGGAGGAGAGAUUGAAGAGAAGAGAAGAGAGACGGUGGAUUAGAGAGCGCAGAGUCAACCAGAGCAAAGAGCCCAUUGUGGAAAACCAAACUAGGGUCACCACCACUGAGGACUACGCCAGCCAAGUGGUCCGUUGGUGA